UUUGAUUUUGUCCUACGCAGCAAAAGGAUGGGUCGUUGUUGUGUCACUUUGAAAUUCGAAAGUGGUUAACCCGAAGUAUAGGAUAACGCAUCUUCGCUUACGCUCUCACAAAUCGUAUAGUCAAGCUGUACUUAAAGUUUAAUUUUGAUUACAGAUGUCAAUUCUCUGUUACUAUCGCUACCGCAGCACAGAAGACCACAUUCUUUAAAUUGAAGAGGUGUAUGUAAAUCGUAUUUAUGACGUCGUGGUUGCUAUUCAAACAUAGGCAUACUAUUGCAAAGCAGGUACUUUAAAGUUUAUAGGAAGCAUCUGGUGGCAUAUCACAACUGGCACCUGGAAAUCCAGCUUUCUGAGUUGCAUUUUUUCUCAAAUGCCUUUUCCGUGAUGAUCGGCCUUCAUCUACAGAACUGGAUUCAUUGACCGUUGACUUUGGUCGAGGUGCCUUCAAGUUUUUGAGACUUUUGAGUCAUGUUGGAUCGAAAGACCACCUUUUUUGGUACAGUUUGGACAGUGAUAUUUUCAUUGAGCUUUUGCAGCAGUUUCCAGUACGAUGAAGAUUUCAUUGAUAACAGACAAGUUGUGUUUUUAAGACCAAGAAUUGGUUCUGGUUUUUCAAAAAAGGGUGACACAGGAAGUGAUUUCAAGCUACCUGCUGACACUAAUUUUUUCAAUUCUGCCAGUGGUAGAUCUGGAAAACGGAAACCAAUAGUUACAGAGACAAACUUGGGCAAUGAUACUCAUCUAACUGCAGUUGUCACAUGGACACAUUUUGAUAGCAGAGUAAUCUUUAUAAUUACUUGUGAUAAAGUGAAGAAGAUUAAGUCAAGGUCAUUUUGUCUUGGAGAUUCAAAUGUUUAUCGUUCAAUAAACUUUGGGAAAUCUUUUAACCUUGAAUCGAGUAAAUUUGACAACACCUCCCAAAUUAGCAUCAUCAACAUUUCACCUAGAGACAGACAAAUUGUCUUUGCACAGGAUCAAUUCAACAAGAAACUGUACGUAAGUUUCAAUGAAGGUGAUUCUUAUGUUCAGAAUUCAGUUACUUUCUCACCAACAUACAUAUCUUUUCAUUCAGUUUUUCCACACUAUUUGCUAAUAAAGGACACAAAGAACGAUCUUUAUUUCUCAAAUGACACUGGAAAAAAUUGGCACUUAAUGCUAUCAAAUAUCAGGAAUUUUUUCUGGUCAGUUGAUGUGCAAAAUAAUAGAUCAAACAUUUUCUUUGAGAAAAUUUCUCAGCAGAAUACAAAGCUUCCAACCUACAAUUAUUCCAUUGUCUAUGUGGCAGAGGAACCUUUUAUGCAGCCAGCACACAUAUUUGACCAAACACUUGGCCUUAUAUUCCCAGGGUCGCUUCUUGUUAGAGGAAAUUAUAUAUUCAUCCAACGAAAGACAUCUGCUGGCAACAGACGAUUAUUUAUGCUUCACAAAAUAACCCAGGAAAUAAAAGAGUGUGAAUUUCCUACAAGUGAAGAACAUGUUGAUUUUCAUUUUCUUGGAGAUGAACCACAUCAAAUUUUACUUGCAGCUUUGACAAAGCAAGGAAUCACCAACUUAUAUGUUGCUGACAAGCAAGCCAAGCAAUUUUUCUUGAUUUUAGAGAAAGUGGAAGCAGCUUGGAAGGAAGGUAGCACAAUCAUAGACGUGCAUAGAGUGACGGGUGUACCAGGCACAUUUAUAGCUAACAAAAUAGGCAUUGGAACUGUGAUAUCUUACAAUAAUGGUGGAAUGUGGAACAGACUCAAGCUCCCAGAUCGGGAUGAAAGUGGAAAGGAACUAGAUUGCUACCAAUCUGAUUGUAUAGUUAAGCUCUCUUUGUACAUUCAAGAUAAUUUUGUUAUUGGAUGGUCUCCAGUAACAUCAUCAAAGUAUGUUCCAGGUGUAGUAAUAGCUCAAGGCACCAUUUUAAAAAAACCUUAUGUUGUUAGAAAAUACCCAUAUGGAUUUUUGUCCAUUGAUGGGGGGCAGAGUUGGUCUCUAGCAUUGAAAGGAAGGCAUAUUUACAAGCUACUUGAUCAUGGAGGUAUGUUUGCCAGUGUUCCAAUAACAAACCAGUUCUUGGAUCAGAAGCAAAAUCAAGUACAAUAUAGCUGCAAUAAUGGUUUUUCAUGGGAUACAAUCUCACUUAACAAUCAAGUUUCAGCAGUGGUAGGAGUUGCAGCCCAUCCUGCAGCAAAGUCUAAUACCCUGAAGAUUUUUGGGGCUGAUCUUUUAUCUUCCAAAAAAGUUGUUUGGACUAUCUGGCAUGUAAAUUUUUCCUCCAUAUUUGAUUACAAAUGUAGUCCAACUAAUUUUACAAUGUGGGUAGCUGGUCAAAAAGAAGGAAGCUAUGGCUCUUGUAUUUUAGGACAGAAAUUUGUUUAUGAAAGGAGAAUUGAUGGUGUUUGCUGCUCUUAUGGAGUUGAUUUUAAACGUAGAGAAAACAUAACUUUGUGUGAGUGCACAAUGAAUGAUUUUGAAUGUGACUUUGGAUUCAAGAGAGAAACAAUAGGAAGUCUUUGUAUUCCAACUAGCUUUGCAUCUCUCAAUCCACCAGUUAACUGCCCAGAAGGUGGAUCAUAUUUGACAUCAAAAGGGUACAGGAAAAUUAAAGGUGAUGCUUGCCAAGGAGGCAUUGAAAAAGAGUUAUUACCAGUACCUAAAAAGUGUCCUGCACAAGCCCCAGAUGGGAUUUCUUUGUCAGUGCAGAAAUACUCUAUUGCUCUUGGCACCACUGCAAAGAUAGAGCUUCAUCAACAGUCUGGUUUCUUGGAAACUGUUUAUACAUGGGACUAUGGUGAUGGUUUCAAAGAGUAUAACUUGAGUUUUAGUGAGGCAGUUCGUUGGCAUAAAUAUGAGAAAAUUGGUACCUACAUCAUAUCAGUGCUUGCCUCAAACAGUGCUGGUUCUUUUACUGCAAAAACCAUCAUGCGCGUAAUAGAGAGAGUAUCAGAAGUGUUUUUGUAUGUAACGAAGCCAGUAGUUGCAUCUGAAGAGGCAACAUACACUGCUGACCUUAUCACUCAUGAUGCAACUGUGAAAAAUCGCCAUGGAUUCGUCCAUUUUGCUUGGAUCUUUGAACCAAUAAAGACACCAGUUUUGUCACUGAAUUCAUCUGUGAAACAUACUUACAACAAACCAGGAACUUAUGAAGUUGAAGUUCGUGUCUUUAAUGCAAUAAGUGUGGUAUCAACAACAGCGUCUGUUACAGUUUUUGGUGAUGUUCGUGUCCUCAAAUUACAAUUUUCAAGUACUUUGGAUCUCUUAAACAAAGGAACAAAAGCGUGGAACAAAUUAUUUACAGCAACUGUCAGUCAAUAUCUCAUCAAAAUGUUCAAAAUACGAAAAGAUAUGGUCAUAGUUGAUGUCUCAAAAACAUUGCCAACUAUUGUUACUCUUUCUUUGGUACAGAAUACAGUUCCAGAGCAAAAUCCAGAGAACCCAAGCAUUCAAACAACAAAAAUGCCUAGUUCGAGAUCUCUGUCAAUUGAUAUUGUCAUGCAUGAGAUAAUUUCAAGUGUAAGAAACCAAAAGAUAUCAUUUUUUUGGCUGGGCCAGGAAAUCAGGGUUCUUAAAGCUACAAUCAUUAGAGAUAAAAAGACUCAGCCAACAGUAGAACCUGUUCAAUAUGGACUUUCAGCUGAAUUGAAAAAAGAUUUGUACAUUGGUGUAUCCAUUGGUCUAAUUUUCUUGUUGAUUUGUGCAAUUUCUUGCUUCAUUUACUGCAGAAAAAGGAAACAUUGCUGCAAGAAGGAAAAAUAUCUUGUAAUGCAAGAUGAGAUUUCCGUCCAAGGGGAUUGCAGUAUGAAUGACUUACAUACAAUGUAGCAGAUGUUAUUUGAUUUGGUACUGAUGUGACACUUUUCAACAAGUAUCCUAUUAUUAUCAGAUGCUAUGUAGUAAAGCAACUAAAAACCAGAAUUUACAUUAACAAUCGUGUUAGAAUCUUUAGUAACAGCUCUCGAUGUAGAAAAAAGGUCAUGACAUUUUUUUUUCACUACAUAAGUCCUAAGUCUAGCAAUAAGGCCUGGUUUUACACACGAGCAUGAUUAUUUAUCUCUAGGUAGCAGAAAAUGGGUUUAUCGGCCAGAAAAGCCGUGAAAUAUAGUGACUUUCACAGCAUUUUAAAAUCAAGUCUUGGGUUCAAAUAGAAAGUAUAAUUUUUAUAUUAGGUAUGCUCCAAUUGUUGUAUAUCCUUUUCUGAAAUUAAAACCCUCCUUCCAUUGAUGCUUUACCUGUUACAUUUUUUUCCACACCCAUCCUCAUACUAAACAUGAUAUGAUGCUAAUUCUGCCCGUUUCCUUAAUAUGCAUUAUUUGAUGUUUUGUUCUUUAUAGACAGAAUUUUUAUUCAGAAAGACCUCCAAGGCACCAUCAAAGUAAUUAUUUUGCAUUUCAAUGCAGUGACCAGGCCAGUUUUUUUAUAUAGAUGGUUCCAGCUUGUUUGGAAGAACCAUGAAUAACUUUUUGUAGGUAUUUCAGUGUAUUACCUUUAAACUACUAGAUGAAACAAUAAAUAUCCUGACAUUUGCGCAUAAACACCGGAUUAAGCAGCAGAUACAUUUAAUACUGAAUGAUUCUUUAUCAGUUUAUUUCACUGCAAGGUGCCAUUCAAAAGCAAACCCAGCUGGCCUGGAAAAAUGUCAGAGUCCAGAAAAUCUUUAUUCUACCACAACCAUCAAAACAUGAAAUUGAUCCUGCUCAUUGAUGAUAAGAGCCAAUUGCAACAUCCUGAUAAAAAUAAAGUCAUCCUGCAAAAUGUCAGAAAUGGACGGAUGGAUGCAAACCACUUUGAAAUUCCCUUGCUACAAAAUAAAAUGAAAGGCAUUAUCCUCCCCUGCCGCAGACCUGUAAUGCCCUGCAACUAAAAGGCCCUGCAAUUAACUUAUGAUUAUGUCAUGUGGCUUUCUGUGGUAGCCGAAUAACUUCAAAUCAGCACUUUUCUGGACUUUGAUUGGUGUAAAAUAGCUAAAUCUUAUUUCAUGUACCGCCAACAGGCC
Molecule: messenger RNA, 4975 nt
Organism: Rhopilema esculentum
Lineage: Eukaryota; Metazoa; Cnidaria; Scyphozoa; Rhizostomeae; Rhizostomatidae
Product: VPS10 domain-containing receptor SorCS2
Biological process (GO): post-Golgi vesicle-mediated transport
Cellular component (GO): Golgi apparatus; membrane
Molecular function (GO): protein binding
Source: RefSeq, a predicted model, not a curated record